This is a messenger RNA of Ambispora leptoticha, 3623 nucleotides long. Lineage: Eukaryota; Fungi; Glomeromycota; Glomeromycetes; Archaeosporales; Ambisporaceae. The record is from the annotation of a GenBank genome assembly.
CUACGAAACCAAAACCUUCAAAGUUUUCUAAUCCUGUUAUAUCGCCUGUACAGAGAAUGGACGUUGAAGUAGACUCUUCGUCGUCGGCUGUUGCCGCUUCUGCAGUUAUUUCGGCAAUGGUGCCGCCGAAAAGACCCAUUCAUGCUUCUGGGACUCGUGGCGCAAAUUCAUCUGUACCUGCACCUGUUUUAAGAUCUCGUGUAUCUGCUCCUUCAAUAUCUUCGAAAAGUUCUGCCAAUACGAAUGCAACCUUGCAAAAAUAUUCAAGUCUCACAAAACUUCAACCACAACAGCCUCUUCAACGAAAAAUGUCGGGUGAUAAUAAUCUUAAUAGCAGCAGUAAUAAUAUACUGACCGAGACACGUAGAAAAGUUAAUAUGUCAGAAAAUACAGGGAUUGAUGAGAUACGUAGAAAUGGGAUUGAUGAGACACGUAGAAAUGGGAUUGAUGAGUCGCGUUUAGAGUAUGAUGUUUUAAAAGCGAGAUUUCAACCUGUUGCUUUGUCAGAUGAUACGCCUCCUCCAUUACCAAAGAAGCGAUCAAAUCGUAAUAAUUUAAUAUUAUCUUCCGCAUUAAUGAAUGAUGUUUCUGCAUCAUUAUUACCACGGAACCAAAUAAUUGUACCUUCAACAUUUUCAUCAUCCUCAUAUCAGAAUAAUGCUAUUCCUAGUGUAAAUUCGCGUAAUAUAAUAACGAAACCAAAUAGUUCUGCGUACACAAGAUCUUCACCAUCAAUAACACCCUCUACUGAAAAAUCAGAUCCAUUUACUGGAGACGAAGUAGACGAUGAUGAUGGUUAUGACCUCGGUGGGAAUAGUAAAGAUUGGGUCGAUGUUACUGAUUAUAGCUACGAAGAAGAUUUAAAUCCGGGAUUUAAUGGGAAAUCCAAUAAAUCUUCUUCACAAUCUGGUUCCAAAAUGAAAUCAACAUCAAAAUUAAAUCCUACGCGAUGGGGUAGAAGCAUGUCAACCGGAAAUGCACAAUCAUCGAAAAAAAAUAAUUACUCUAAUUCUGAUUCCAGUUCGUCUAUCGAGGAAAAAAUUUAUCAUAAUCAUAGUCAUAUUUCCGUGUCAACAUCACCACCGCCACAAAAUCUUGACGUGGAUUCUUCUUCAUCUUCCGAAAGUAUAGAUAUGAAAUAUACAAAACCACUUCCUCCAGUGCGGCCUUUAGCUAGAAAUAAUACUACUGGAGCAAUAAAUAAUAAUGCCGGCGCAAUAAAUCAGCAUCAAAGACGAUCGUACAGCGAGUUCUCAGAGUAUAGCAUGGAAACAUCGUCAUCGUCAAUAACAUUUGUUGAAGAAGAUGAACAAACACGAGAGUUAAAGCGAAGGAGAAAAUUAUGGAAUUCUAUUAAGGAAUUAGUAGACACGGAAAAAGUUUAUCUGGCUGAUAUGAAACUAUUAGAAACGGUGUAUUAUAAGCAAGCAAAGGAAAUUCCUAUAUUCAAUCAGUACGAUUUGAAAACUAUAUUUAAUAAUUUACUAGAAGUCAUAGACUUUUCUUCAACAUUUUUGGAGUUGUUGUAUGUCGCUAGCGGCAUUGAAAAUCUUGAAACGGAUGAUGUCGAAAAGCUUACAGAAGAUGAAAAUGAUAAAACGACAAUAGGGGAAGCAUUUUUAUCUAUGCUACGUGGUACAAAGACGGCUGAAAAUUCUAAUCGAAUGGAGGAAGUGUAUGGAGAAUAUUGUAAACGGCAUGAAGCGUCGGUAGCCAAACUACAAGACUAUGAACAUGACGAAGAUGUGCAAAGUUUUCUCCAGAAUUGUAAAGAGAAAUGCGAGGGUCAAACGCGAAGUUGGGAUAUAUCCAGCUUGUUAAUUAAACCGGUGCAACGCGUACUUAAAUAUCCAUUAUUAUUACAGCAAAUUUUAUCACUGACGAAACCCACUCAUCCAGACUUUAAAGACUUGAAAGACGCGUUCAACGAGGUUACUACGGUCGCCGAAAGAAUUAAUGAAAUUAAAAGACGGAAGGAUAUCGUUGAAAAAAUUGUCGGAAGUAAGAAGAAAACAGAUGCAGAUACAUGGGAUAACAAAAUCAUUAACAAGGCGCGCUCAGACACCACCGAAGACCAAUUUUAUGACGAAUGUGUAAAGAAAUUCAAAAGAUGGGAAAGACAAGGAAGUCAACUUCAUAAAGAUAUCCAAGAUUGGGUGAAAAGCGUAAGGCUAUUCUUUGCCAAGCAAGAAGAAUUUGCCACUUCGUUUUGUGAAUUUUAUGAUUUUCACAAUUUAGAUGAUGAACGAAAAAAACGGUCAGUUGAGUACCAAAAAAUUGUGGCCGGACUUGCUUCGUCAUGCGGAAAAGAGAUGGAAGAAGCAAUUAAGAAAACGAUAUACCCACAAAUUGAAUCAUAUAUGGAGAGGUUUAAAGCGCCAGCUGCAGUUAUGAGAAAGCGCGAUAGAAAAAUUUUGGAUUAUGACCGAGCAAAGGCGAUUAAAGCGCGGGGCGAUACACCGGACAAAACCUUACAACAAUCAGCAGCAGCAUUCGAAUCAAUACGGGACCAACUUAAAGAGGAAUUGCCGAAAUUUUUCGAGCUCAUAGGAAGAUACUUUGACAUAAUCGUGCGCGAAUUUGCCAAAAUACAAGGACGAUUUUAUCGACAAAUGUGCAUGGAAUUUGCCCAGUUUUACUAUAAAUAUGUCGAGUACGAGGCAGUAGAAUAUGUAUCGGAUGAUCGGAAGUUGGUUUUGCGUGAUAUAGAUAUUCAAACAGAAUAUAUGGUUUCUUUCUUGAAUAUGGAAGACAAGUUAAGGAAGUUCGUGUUGAUUAAGAAUCAUGAUGCAACAGACCCGAAUCCUAAAACAUCUAAAGCAGGACCAAAAAAAAAUUCGAGUAAUAGACGUGUAAGAAGUUCGAGCUUUUCAGAUUCUCUCACGACACAGGAUUCUGAGUCAUCAAGGCGCCCAGGUAAAACCUUGAUUCGGUCAGUGUCACAGGAUACUCAUUUAACCGUUAAAUUUGAAGAACACUCACUAUCGCCUCCACAACGAAUGUCAUACCAUUCUAGUUCAUCAUUAUCUGAUGAUAUAAGAAAUUCUUGGAAUGUUGAUGGAAUUUCUCCGUUUCUUGAUGAUGGGUCAUUCAACGUUAGCGCUGAACACAUUUAUGACGAACCAGAGCGAAUGAAUGGGCACCGGAAAUAUGCAACCGAUAGUGCAUUAACAUCACUACGUCAUACCUCUCAAUCAACAAUAGUCGCUGAAGAUGAAGAUUAUGAAUUCGCUGGCAAAGAAAACAUUAAUCUUAGAUAUGAAGACUAUGCAUUCAUUGGUAAAGAUAACACCAUUAUCAUAACCACGACCGACAAUACUGUCGAGGAUGAAGACGAAGACGACGAAGAUGAAGUGUUUCAUGACACGCGAACUGGUGAAGAGGAGGAAACAAACGGCGAGGAAGAGGGAAAAAACAUCGACAAAGUUUUGUUUUUGUGCACGACACGGAAUCGAUUUAAAUCAAAAGAUUCACACAGAUUGUCGUAUGAUGCUGGGGGGCUACUUCAAGUGAUUCAUGUGCACGAAGAUAAAAAAAAUCCUUGGUGGUUUUGCAUUAAUGCGGAUACUCGCGAGCGAGGAUGGGUUAAUCCUGCUUUUUGUAAGAGAUUGGACAAUGAUUGA